Suillus clintonianus is the source of this 840-nucleotide messenger RNA. RefSeq lists its product as uncharacterized. The transcript is spliced from 4 exons. The record is from RefSeq and is a predicted model, not a curated record. Lineage: Eukaryota; Fungi; Basidiomycota; Agaricomycetes; Boletales; Suillaceae. Gene Ontology annotation, cellular component: nuclear cap binding complex. Gene Ontology annotation, molecular function: RNA cap binding. Gene Ontology annotation, biological process: mRNA cis splicing, via spliceosome. Bases 50 to 727 code for a protein of 225 amino acids.
CAUCUACAUAACUUUCAAGUCAGUCUUCUUGGUGUUUAGCUUUCUGACCAUGGCACACGUCGUUCAGCCUCUGGAUCAGCCUUCGAACUACAAGGACUCUCAGAGCAGAAUAGAACGAGUGAAACAGAAUGACCUCCUCUCCAAAUCCACAACAUUAUACAUUGGUAAUUUAAGUUUCUAUACCACAGAAGAGCAGAUAUACGAGUUGUUCACUAAAUGCGCCAGCCCGGAGGACGGUGGAGGUAUCAAGCGAAUUAUCAUGGGCCUUGACCGAAACACACGCACACCAUGCGGGUUCUGCUUCGUGGAGUACUACACUCAUGCAGAAGCUCUUGCUAGUAUGAAGUAUGUGAGCGGCACCAAACUGGACGAGCGUAUCAUUCGGUGUGACCUGGACCUGGGCUAUAAGGAGGGCAGGCAAUUUGGAAGGGGGAAGAGCGGUGGUCAGGUGCGAGACGAGCACCGCCAGGAUUAUGAUCCAGGACGAGGUGGAUGGGGGGCACAAGCACAGAGGCUUGAGGCUGAGCGGCGAAGAGAAGUGGAGGAACGGUACGCGGACGCACAAGAAGGACCUGGUGCUGUUGCCGGUGGAGGCGGUGACUGGAAAGAAACUGAAACGGUGGUUCCUUCUCGGAAGCGCGGACGAUCACCAGACGAUGAAGGAGACAACGUUCGUAUGGGUCAUCAUCGUUCACGUGCAGAUGACAUGGAAGUUGAACGAAUGUGAACGUACCAGUAUGGCUAUUACGGUUUGAUUUCUUUGCACUCUUACUCUUUGCACGAGACAGACAUCAAAAUGUGAAAUUAUACAAUACUAAUUUAUGAGAUGCAUGAGCCGAC